This is a messenger RNA of Motacilla alba alba, 959 nucleotides long. It is a transcript of the gene FSIP2, whose product is annotated as fibrous sheath interacting protein 2. The transcript has 6 exons. The coding region runs from base 456 to 959 and encodes 167 amino acids. The record is from RefSeq and is a predicted model, not a curated record. Lineage: Eukaryota; Metazoa; Chordata; Aves; Passeriformes; Motacillidae.
AGCGCUGGGGUGGCGCGGCGAUGAAAUACCGGGGAGAGCUGGCAGCUUGACCCUUUGAGCCUUCCUUGAUCCGGAUGUCGGGAUGCGGGCGCCCCUGCGCACACCCGCUCGUGGCUGUCGCAGCCACCGCCGGCUAGACUCCGUUCCCUCGACUGCUGCCCCAUGUUCCGGGAAGCGGGUGGGCCUGAGUAGUGCCCAUCCGAGGGGGUCGUCACUGUCCCUCAGCCGUGUUCACCCUCUAGUACAGCCAGGAGAUUGUGGGUUCAGCUGUGGAUUACAGAGUUGUUCAGGGGCAAAUUAAUUUCAUUUUCUUUUUUUGGUAGUUUUAUGCUGGGUUAAAGCCCAAACAGAUUGACACAGGAGAGCAAAAAUCUAUAUAUGCUGGAAUUGAAUGGAUAAAUUCUCCGUGGUUCAGCCCCAGAAGACCACACCUGGGAGAAGGAGCUACCAAGAAAAUGGACCCUGAACUGCUGAACCUCCCGCUCACAGUCAAGAUCCCUGUGGCACCUGGAUCCAAGCCUGUCUUCUGCAGGGGAAAGCUGGGUGAAAAGCUCCACCAGCCAUUUCCUUAUUUUACUCUGGAUGAUCCCUACAUCCACCACCUCAGCCCAGCAUACAACUGCCUGCAUGACCCUGUCCUUCGAGACUACCACAAGCGCAAGGAUGUGCUGCGGUUGCUGAAGAAACAGGGCUGCAUCACCAGUGACAACAAGGUGAUUUGCACUGUGAAGGAGUUCAACGAGUACAGGCAGUACCUGACCAGGAUCAAGCUGCAGUCAGAGCAGAUCUUGGAGCAGCAAAGGAAGCCAGAUGGCACUGCCAAUGGCCUGUUGAAUGCUGUGUUUGAGCAACUAACUGCAGCAGAAGCCAAGAAGCUUGAAGAGCUGGUUGAGACUGUGGUGUACAGAGUGUUGGAGAGGUUGAAGAUUCCUGAAAAUCAGCAUCCUCUGUCAUGCUGA